This is a messenger RNA of Mirounga angustirostris (Northern elephant seal), 6322 nucleotides long. It is a transcript of the gene CD55, whose product is annotated as CD55 molecule (Cromer blood group). The record is from RefSeq and is a predicted model, not a curated record. NCBI's taxonomy places the organism in Eukaryota, Metazoa, Chordata, Mammalia, Carnivora, Phocidae. Gene Ontology annotation, biological process: T cell mediated immunity; negative regulation of complement activation, classical pathway. Bases 99 to 2120 code for a protein of 673 amino acids. Gene Ontology annotation, cellular component: plasma membrane. The transcript has 8 exons.
AUUUAACUCGCCUGGGGCCAUAGCCAGGCGCGGCUGCUGCUUACAGCUCCUUGCAGGAGCCCGCUUCCACUUACUCCGGAUCCCGGGCCCUGGGCGCCAUGUACCUUCUCCGCGGGCCGCUGCCCCUGCUGCUGCUAUUGCUGGGUCCACCUGCGGCUCAGGGUGCCUGCAACAUUCCCCCAGAGGUACCUAAUGCCCAACCAACUUUGGGAGAUCUCUUGAGUUUUCAAGAAGGAACCACAGUAACAUACAAAUGUAAUGAAGGCUUUGUAAAGGUUCCUGGCAGGGCCGAUUCAGUGGUCUGUCUCAACAAUACAUGGUCAGAGAUGGCAGAAUUUUGUGGCCGUAGCUGUGACGUUCCAACCAGGCUACUUUUUGCAUCUCUCAAAAAGUCUUUUACCAAACAGAAUUAUUUCCCAGCGGGUUCCACUGUGGAAUAUGAAUGCCGACCUGGCUUCCGAAGGGACCGUUUUCUCUCAGGAAAACUAACUUGCCUUCAGAAUUUUACGUGGUCCAAACCAGAUGAAUUUUGUAAAAAAAAAUCAUGUCCUAAUCCUGGAGAUUUAAGACAUGGCCAUGUCAGCAUACCCACUGACCUAUUAUAUGGUUCAUCUAUCUCCUUCUCAUGUAACGAGGGGUACAGGCUAGUUGGUGAAACUUCUAGUUACUGUUCCCUUGUAGACGAGGGUGUUGGGUGGAGUGAUCCAUUUCCCGAAUGCCAAGAAAUUUUCUGUCCAGAACCACCAGAAAUUAGCAAUGGAUUCAUUCUGGAUCCACGGGACACUUAUGUGUAUCAACAGGCUAUAAAAUAUAGAUGUAAUGAAAGCUUCACCCUGAUCGGAGAGAACUCUAUUUAUUGUACUGUUAGAGGUGACCAAGGAGAAUGGAGUGGCCUGCCACCUGAAUGCAAAGGUUCUCAGACUUCUAAGGUCACACCACCAGUUCAGAAAUCCACCACAGUAAUUGUAUCAGCUACAAAGCCCACAUCAACUCCUCAGAAACCUACCACAGCGAAUGUUCCAGGUUCUGAAGCUACAUCAACUCAGAAACCCAGUACAGCAAAUGUCUCAGGUACCAAAGUCCCAUCAACUCUUCAGAAACCCACCACCAUAAAUGCUCCAGCUACAAAGGUCCCAUCAACUCUUCAGAAAUCCAACACAGUAAAUGUUCCAGCUACAGAAGUCCCAUCAACUCCUCAGAAACCCGACACAAUAAGUUCUUCAGCUACAGAAGCCCUACCAACUCCUCAGAGACCCAACACAGUACAUGUUCCAGCUACAAAGGCCCCAUCAACUCCUCAGAAACCAGACACAAUAAGUUCUUCAGCUACAAAAGCCCUACCAACUCCUCAGAAACCCAACACAGUAAAUGUUUCAGCUACAAAGGCCCCAUCAGCUCCUCAGAAACCCAACACAGUACAUGUUUCAGCUACAAAGGCCCCAUCAACUCCUCAGAAACCCACCACAGCAAAAGAUUCAGCCACAGCCAAAAAAUCCCCCAUAUCAAAUGCUCUAUCUACAGAGACCCCAGCAGCAGCCCAGAAUCCCAUCAUGGCAAAUGCUUCUGCUACACAGGCCAUGCCAGCAACCCAUAGAUCCACCACAGCGAAAACUUCAUUUACACGGAGUCUUCCAGCAACACGAAAGUCCACUGUUAUCCAUGCCCCAGUGACUAAGGGUCUCCAUACAACAAAAAGAUUGACCUCUGCUCAUAUUACAGCAAAACAGAGUUCAGCUACUCCCAGGACAACCAGCACACCUAAUGGAAAAGGGACCCUCUCUUCAGAUGCUGCCAUCAUUGCAAUUGGUAAGUUUGGUUCUUCAGCAGUUAAAAAAAAUUGUCAUCACUGUGGGAUGUACAAUCCAUAUUCCUGGAAGAGAAUAUUGUCUUUUUACUGUCUUAGGAAUACUAUUAAAAUGAAAUGUUUAAGAGUGUCAAAGAGAAGACAGGUAAAUGCAGUUUAUCGACGUGUUUGGUGGACACCAAUAGGUACUCGGUAUGUUCCUAAGUAUUCCCGACCAUGUUCUUGUUCCAGGGUAAUUUUAGGGCAACUUCAAAUCAUUUGGCCAGUCAAUCAAGUAUCCUUGAAUGCCUAUUGUCUCAAUGCAUCAUCAUUUUAGGGGCCAAAAACAACAAGAAGGAGGCUGUUGUCAAUACAGUUUUUAAGCCUCAAGUAUUGCCUAAGUACUCACAAACUACUCCUUGACUGUUUCUAGACUUCUAUUCCAAAUAAACCGGAAUGCUACCUUUGAUUACGUUCUCUUCCUUUCCCCUUCCCUGUCAGUGAUUUAAAGCAAAGAAAACUUUAAAAUUAUUCUGUUGCUAUAGAAAUAAGGACAUAUCUGUGUUGCAAUGUCUUCUGGCCUUUAUUCCAGUAUUUUUUUUUGUUGUUCAUAAAUAUAUUAUUUGAUGUUAUACAUUUUAACAAGAAGAUUAAUAACUCCUAAAGAAGAUGAUAAAAGAAAUGUUUGAGAAGCAAUACAGCUAUGUAAUGUAUGGUGAUUAACAUAAUAAAAUAAAAUUUUAAAAAAAGAAGCAAUACAGCUAAGUUGGCAUAUUAAUAAGGAAUGCCCAACGGAAAAUACACGCUUAAAAAAAAAGUGAAUAUUUUAAAAUUAUGUCCUUGUAAGCUAAGGUCUCCUAUCUAUGCAUGCAUGAAUGAGACAAGGGACUGAAGCUGAAAGUAGGUAUUUUUUUAUUAUUAUUAUUAUUUAUAGUUCUUUUAUAUUUUGAAUGAACCUCUCCUUAGCUAAAAUACUUAUCUUGAAAGAUUUGAACAGUUGGAAUUCGCUUUGUUUGAUAUUUUAAAUAGAAAUAAAUGUAUUCUAAAGGAAAACUUCAUGAUUUCAUCAUUUAAUGUUAACAAUGAUGAGUUUAGUGGAUGGGCUUUUUCUCACCUGCUCAGUGGCAUCCAAUGAAGGUUUGAGGGGUUUAUUUUCUCUGAAAUUCUUGAAGUAUGUACUAUGUGAUCUCCCAGAAACUUUCCCUUAGGGUUAGAUGUAAUUCUAACUUGUGCUCAAAAAUAAAGAGCUCUUUCCCUCUUAAAUCAGACAUAUGGCAAUAUUUUUCUUUGGGAUCUUAUACUUGUAAAAUAUAAACCUAAAAAUUAUCUUUAUUUCUUCAAUUUAUUCUGUGCAUCGGGUCACUUUUCUCAUUUUUGUUUUAUCAGUUUUUUAAAAAUUUGACUGUAGUUGAUACACAAUGUUGUAUUAGUUUCAGGUAUACGACAUAGUGAUUGGACAAGUCUGUACAUUAUGCUGUGCUCACCCCAAGUGCAGCUGCUGUCUGUCACUAUACAAAGCUAUUAUAAUGUCAUCGACUAAAUUCCCUAUGCUGUGCCUUUUAUUCCUGCCACUUUUCUUAUUUUAAAGAUAAGCAAACUCUACUUACAAGGAAAUUGCUUUUCUUGACUACACUGCAAUGUUAGUGAGUGAUAUAGAGGAUACUAGAACUUUGGAAGUAUUUGAAUUUUUUCCUGUUUAAUUCUGCUAAGAAAGAGAGACUGACUAAUCUCAGAACUCCCUUAUUUGCCAUGUAAGUGAAGACUUUAUUGUGAGGUCUAAAGCUAUUCUACUGGCUCUGUAUCACUGUUUCUCAAAAACCUUUUUUUCAUUAUUGCCCUCUGCCCCUCAAGGAACUUUUUAGACAUUUUAUUUUCCAAUCACCCUCCCCCCGUGAAAUUUCACUACCACAGACAUACUGUAAAUCUAUUUAUAUUCUGUAUGUAUAUCUGUACUUUAUAUACAGAAAAGUAAGAUUUUUCUUUUCACCCUUUUGGGAUAAUACCCCCCAUUGAGAAUACAUGCUCUAUAUAGUUGUUUCGUUUUGUUUUUGUUUUUUUAUAUGUAGUUUUGUAUUUGCUUUUGUUUCUGUUUUUUUAUGCCAACAUUGUAAAGAAGACAGGCUUGUGUUUUGGAGUCAGCCAGACCUUGGUUUGAAUCCUGUUGGUUUGUUUUUUUUUUAAUUUAGUAAUUAUUCAACCCAAGUGAUUGAACUUAAUCUUUCUGAGUCCCAGUUUUCUCAUUUAUGAUCCCUGUUUAAAGUCUUUGAAGCUUAAUGAGAUAAUAGAUAUGAAAACUCCAGCACAGUGCUAACCAUUGAAUAAAUAUUAACUUAAAGCAGUCAUGUAGUGCAGUCGCUAUUAUUUUCCUAAAAUGGGUUUCUUUCUUUUUUUUCUUUUUAAGAUUAUUUAUUUAUUUAUUUAUUUAUUUGACAGAGAGAGACACAGCGAGAGAGGGAACACAAGCAGGGGGAGUGGGAGAGGGAGAAGCAGGCUUCCCGCCAAGCAGGGAGCCCGAUGCGGGGCUCGAUCCCAGGACCCUGGGAUCCUGACCUGAGCCGAGGGCAGACACUUAACGACUGAGCCACCCAGAAGCCCCCUAAAAUGGGUUUCUGACAGUUUUAUCAUUCCCUCUGGCCACACCAAAGAGUAAGAACAGUCCUUUAUUAAGGUAAUAUUUGCAUUUUUGCUGCGUGGCAAGUACUCUACUGAAAUUUUUAUAUUUUUAUUUUACUUCCCAAAACAUAAUGUAUCUAUGUCCCAUUUUUAAUUUUUUAAUUUUUCUUUUAAGAUUUUAUUUAUUUGACAGAGAGAGAACGCACAAGCAGGGGGAGCCCCAGAGGGAGAAGCAGGCUCCCUGCUGGGCUCCAUACUAGGCCCCUGGGAUCGUGACCUGAGCAGAAGGCAGCUCCUUAACUGACUGAGCCACCUAGGAGCCCCUCUAUGUCCCAUUUUUUAAUCUGAAAGAAUGAUUUCUGCAAGAUUUGUAACUUGCCCAAGGUCACACAUCUAUUAGGCGCUUCAGCAGAGGCAGAUGACUCGUUUCUCCAGCACUUGAAAGGAUAGAUUCUUGUCCUAUGUGAAAAUCUGCACAACUCAAAUUUGACAAUUAAUGUAGUCCUGAUUCUUUACUUCCCCCCCCCCCCCACCAUUGCUGAAAUCCUAUAUCGUGAUGUUCAUAAAUCUCUUAUGGGGAUUAAUAGGUCAGUUGAAGGAAUAUUUAAGAAAAAAAUUAAAGACUACUCAGUGACAUAUCUAAAAUGCUUUUUCUGUAUCCUUCAAAUAUCACAUGCUGAUUAACUUUGGCUUUGUACAUCCACCUGCAUAUGGCAUAUGGUAUAGACUAGCCCAAAUGGAGGCAUACUUUCAAGAGUCUUGAAUCAUCAGUAGUACUUUGAAAUGCAUCAGAUGCUAUAUCAGGUCUUCACUGUGUCUUAUGACCUUCUCUCUGAAGGAUGAACUUAAAUCCCAUUAUAAGUAACUUCAGUUACCUACAAGUUAUUUGAAGUUAAGAAAUCAGACAACAUAAUCAUCUAAUUUUUCAUUGAUCUGCUUAGGCUGGCAAGAGAAGCAUUUGAAUUUCCCUCACCUAAAAAAUACAGAGGCAAAGAAAAUCCAAUGAUAAUAACAAAACCCUUCAAGGGUCCUAUGGAUGUUGCCGAGGAAGUGGGGUUGAAUUCUGAUUUGUAAAUCUGAAAAUUUAAGGUUUACUGAAGCACAUUCUUUUUCCUCCUAUAAAAGCCUCUUUCCAGUGUGACUUCACCUGUCCACAGACCUCAGUUCCUUUAUUCUGUUAUGUUAAAUAGGAUUAUAAGGAAGAACAACCUAUUUAAAACUUUCUCAGUUUUUAUUUAGUUUUCAGUCUCUGCACACAUUCUUCUAGAAUUACAUAUAUGUGCUGAUCAGUGUUCUAAGAAUAAGAUUUUGGUUCAGCCAUCUAGAUACUCUGGAUCACUUGAAAAUUUUCUGUCUUCAUUUAUCAUUCAAAUUGAAAAUGGGAUGGUUUUACAACCAUUGAAAAUGGUGGAACAAAUGGGAGUGGUGAAGGGAAAAGAACCCCAAAUUUUUGAGGAGCCAUGAUUGAUUUUAUGAAUACAGUCUUUCCAAGCUAAUGAUAUGGUGCUAGGGAAUCAGUUAAAGAAACUGAUUGGGUAAAAUACUGUAAAAACCUACCUGUGGUAGAAAUAGCUGUUUCAAUCAUGUAUCCAUACGACAGUGCAAUUGUGUGACAUGAGCGUUUGCUGAUUUGGAACCAAUUUGUGACUUGGUCACAUUACUUUCAGUUGCUCUCCUAGUGUCAUCUGUAAUUUCCUUUGCAAUACAGAUCAAAAGAAUAGAGUUCAAGGACAUUGCAGGAUGGAGUAGGCAGGAAAAGGGAGACUGAGAAUGUUACAGAGAAAGGGCACAUGGGUGGUUUGGAAGAAGAAAGACUGUGUGUGAAAAUAAACUAUAAAAAUUACUGUUGACUGGGCGCCUGGGUGGCUCAGUCGUUGGGCGUCUGCCUUCGGCUCAGGUCAUGAUCCCAGGGUCCUGGGAUCGAGC